Debaryomyces tyrocola is the source of this 3726-nucleotide messenger RNA. NCBI's taxonomy places the organism in Eukaryota, Fungi, Ascomycota, Pichiomycetes, Serinales, Debaryomycetaceae. The record is from the annotation of a GenBank genome assembly.
AUGGAUUUUGAAGAGCAAUUAGAAAAGGCUGAGAGACUCCCUACGCCGUCAUUAGUGGGAUCAUCGAUCAGAUCAGCCGAUGAUUCGGCGCAUAAUAAUUAUAUUCAUCCAGAGAAGUCGAAGGGGAGAAAGAAAGAAAACCCCCAAGGACACGGUAUAUUGAAUCAAUCAAUUGCGGCUUCGUUGGACGAUUUGAUGCGGGAAGGAGCAUUGUUGGGAUCAGAAGAGGACUUUGAGGAGGUUUUAGACGAUUCUGGAAACGUUAAACAAGAUGCUAAAUAUGCUGGAGAAGAUGGUCAUGCAACGAAUAAAUCGCACCUUAGUACGCUUGUAAUGAAAGGAGAUAAUUUAGACGAGUCUGAUGAUGUUUCUGCCGACAAGGACGAGAAAUCUGGAAAAGCUGUGGACAAAAAGUCGGAAAAGGGCGAUAAGAACGCAGUUUCGAAGGCGGACAGCGAGAAUAAUGCUUCUGUUAAGAAGGCAGACGAAAAAUCCGGAUCGAAAGAGCAAAAAGCAGGUAAAAUAGAAGAGAAGUUGUCUGCACCAGCGCUGGAAAAAAACCCAGGUGUUUCCUUCUAUAGCCAGGAAGAUUAUUCCACUCCAAACUUGUCAGAAUAUCAAUUGGACCAUCAAAUCAAUGAUCACAAAGAUUUGUUGACUAAUAUCCAAUCUCAUGAUCCUCAACGUUUGCCAAAUUCACAAUCAGACUACGUUCACGACGAUGAUUCAUAUUUCAAGAGACCAGUUUCUCCAUCUAAAAGAAGUAACACUUCAGCAGUGAAUAGGUUUAAUGAUGAUGUGACUAUCUCUGCUGGUGCGACCGAUGGGUUACAUACUCCAUAUUUCCAAAGGGAUUCGAGAUCGCAAUCUAGAUCUGGUGCAAGCCGCCUGGAUAGAUCAAGAUCCAGGUCGGCAGUUGCUCCACAUUUAGCUAGAGGGGAUUCUUACAAGAAUACAAAUAUGAACGAACCUUCUGCAUAUGAAUUGCCUCCGGGUUUGGCAGCAUCUGAAAUAAAAAGUGAAAAUGAAGAAGAAGAAGUUGAAGAAGAUGAAACACAAGAUAGAAGAUCCAGACAAUCUAAGCCAACUAUGGGUGAAUCUAUCGCUGCAGCAGAAGCUUCUAAGGACAAAUUGCCGACUACAGAUCCCAUUCCCAUGCAGAGAGAUACAUCAUUGGUUACUACUGGAGACUAUACUAAUUUCGACGUGGACAAGCCGGAACCUCAAGUUCAAGACUCGUCUAACUUAUAUUCCAUGAGAUCUGCUUCGUCAACUAAUUAUUUGAGAUCCAUUUCGAGAUCAAGGUCCAGACAACCUGAUAAAGAUUUGAGGGCAUCCAAUUUAUAUAAUGAGAAGAAUGAUGCUGACCCUGAAGAGUUGGUCAAAGGUGGGGCCUUAAUUAAUGAAGAUCCAUAUUCUACAAUAGGUGGUUUGGAUACCAUGGUAGAAGAGGUGUUAAAUCCUGUUAUUGAUAAUUCGGAACCAAGCAAGAAUAAAUCUAAUUCUGAAGAAAAGCCUGCCGAUCGUGAUGUAACAAAAAAAGAUGAUACGAAGGAGGUGAUUUCAACCGAUGAUAAGGAUAAGCCUAAUUCGAAAACUUUGGAUUCUACAAUGAAGGAUGAUAAGCUUGGAGGCAUUAUAAGUAAAGAUGAUGCUGCAAAACCCGUAGAUAAUAUGUCUUCAGUUACCGAAGAUGAAACAAAAUCUAAUGCCAAUGAUAACCAAAUCAAAAAGAGCGAUAAAAAAGAUGAUGUUGAUGUCAAAGCAAUUGAGCAAAUUGAGUCAAGUUUAGAAUCUAACGACUCAAUUCUUGAUAGAGCACAAUCUCUUACCUCAGAUGACAUACAUGGCGAUUCAUCUGAAGCCAACACCAGAUUUGCAGAUUCAAUUAUCAAUAAAGAUAGGGAAGCCAAAACCGAUCUGAAAGGUGAUAAGAAUAGUCUUGAUAAUGCUGCGAUUGACCAAAUUGAAGCGAGCAUCGACUCAAAAGAUGAAGUUGUUGAAAAAGCUGAACUGCUUACUGCAGAGGAUAUUCAUGGCAAGACUGGGAAAUCCGAAAACGAAGCUUCAAUAAGUAAUAAGAAGGACACUACUAAGACAGAUCCUGAAAAUUCGGAGAGUGUUAAUACCACAGGAACUGAAAAAAUUGAAUCGAGUAUAGGUUCUAAGGACUCAGUCGCAGAAUCAGCAGAAGCACUUAAGUCGAAAGAUAUCAAUAUUGAGAUGAAGGAUACCAAAGAUAAGAUUGUGAAUGAAAUCGUAACACCAGAUAAGCAAAACAAGAAUGCUAACGCGAAAGAAACAGAUCAAGUGAAGCCUGAUCAGUCAAAAGAUUCUACAGUUGAAAAAGUCAACUCUAAAAGUAUAAUAACAGAGUCUGAUGAAUCUGAUAAGUCUCCUAAUGUGCAUGCCUCAUUAGGAGAUGCUAAGGAGGUUACGGAAAUAGAAAAAGAAAAAGAUAGCACAGUUGAAAAAAAUGAGCCUCGUGUUGAUUCUGCAAGAGAUACAAAAGAAGAAGUAAGCAAGAAAGAUGUGGACUAUAAAGCUAUUGAGCAGAUCGAGUCCGAUACUAAGUCCAGUGAUAUGGUAACUGAAAAAGCGACGUCGCUUACUGCAGAUGAUAUUAAUGCAGAUUCCACCUCUAAAUCUAAGUCUGUCAUUGAUGACACAGUCACUGAAAAACAAGAGGUAGACAAGAAGGACGUAGAAGAUAAAGCUGCCGAGCAAAUUGAAUCCAGUAUUGAUUCCAAUGAUGCAGUUACUGAAAAGGCGAAGUCGCUUACUGCGAACGAUAUCACUGCCGAUUCUACUUCUAAGACUAAACCAGCCCCAAAUGAGGCAGUUACAGAAAAGGAUGAAGAGACAAGCAAGAAGGAUGUGGAGGAUAAAGCUGCUGAGCAAAUUGAAUCCAGUAUUGAUUCCAAUGAUGCAGUUGCUGAAAAGGCGAAGUCGCUUACUGCUGACGACAUAACUGCUGAUUCUACUUCUGAGACCAAAUCAGCCCCAAAUGAGGCAGUUACAGAAAAAAACGAAGAUACGAGCAAGAAAGACAUGGACGGGAAAGCUGCUGAGCAAAUUGAAUCCAGCGUUGAAUCCAAUGAUGCAAUUGCUAAGAAAGCGAAGUCUCUUACUGCAGAUGAUAUUGUAGCUGAUCCCACCUUUGAAACUAAACCAGUAACUGAUGAUACAGUUGCCGAAAAGGAGAAGUCUACUGAUGAUGCUGAUUCGUCUUCUAAGGUUGUCACCAGUGGUCCGGAUGGGGAGAAGGACAAAGAAACCAAACCGUCCGAUCUUAAAGAUACGGAAGUUUCUAAAAAGUUGGAAGCAAAAAAAGAAGUUCCGGUUACACCAUCAAAAGAUGUGGCUGCUGCUCCAGCAGCCUCAACAACUAUAGAUGAUGAUUUGAGCGACAUUGAUGUAUCUCCUGAGGAGUUACGCAAACAUUUAGAAUCUCAACCGGUCUACAUUUUCACGUCAUUAGCUGGUGGUAUGCAAAUUAUGACAAGAACCAACAGAUUAACGACUAUAUUAACUGCCAACGGUAUCAAGUUUGAAUAUCGUGAUUUAGGUACUGACGAAGAAGCCAAAAAGAUUUGGAGAAGACAAGCCAGUGGUAAGACAUUGCCGGGUGUUGUAAGAGGAGAUGAUUAUAUUGGUAAUUGGCAAGAAGUUGAUGAAGCCAACGAAGAAUACAGGCUCAGGGAGAUUCUCUAUGAAACCUUAUGA